UGGAAAAAAUUACUAGGAAUUCAUUUGAAUUCAUUUGAAGUAAAGAAAAUUUGUAUACAUGUAUUUAAAACUUAAAAUGAAUCUAAGAAUAGAACUAGCAUGUUUGAUAAUCUUUGGAUGUUUAGUUACGACUAUGGCAUCUGAACAAUUAGGGCUUACGACAGGGAACAGUAAGAAUGUGUCAGAAACUCAUUUUUCAAAGGAUAAAUUAUUAAGCGAAGCCCUCGAUCAACUUUAUAAAGAAACAAUGAUAAGACUUGAAAUUGAGAAAAGACUGCGAAUUUUGACGGAGGAAGUUUCAAAUCUAAAGGAUGGAUAUGAAAAACUAUGUGAAACAAUGCCAACAGAGAGAGAAAAUACAACGAAAGGGAAUCUAAAUUCUGCUGUUGGAUUUAGUGCCAUCCUUACAAAAGACACCAAUUUAGGAGACAGCCAAAUUGUCAAAUACGACAAUGUCAUUACCAAUUAUGGAGACGGAUAUGAUAAGUGGACUGGAAUCUUCACGGCUCCUAUGGAAGGACUUUAUGUAUUCUCAUGUACAAUAAUGGCGUACGAUAAAAAUUCAAUACAUAUACAAAUAGUACAAGGUGGACGGGUCAUAUCAACAAUACACUCCGAUAGUACGCCUUGGAACCAAGCUUCUGAAACUGUCGUACUAGUUUUAAAAAGGGGCGAUAACGUGUGGACAAGACAGACAGGACAUGGGCAUCGCAUCCAUGGGGAUUAUAACUUAUUUUCGGGUUUUCUUAUUUCCACACAGAUAUAAAAAUUGCGUUCAUGAAUAGUCAGGAUUUAUUGUUGAAAAACUGCAUAAAUUUGUUUUCAACUUACACUGGAUAUAUUCAAUACUAGAACUCCUUUUCUAAUAUUAUUGUUCCUAACAUAUAAAUACCUAUCAUAUUUUUUAAUUAUCCGCAUUUAUAUCUAGUAACAGGAGGCGAUAUUAAAAGCAGCAAUUAAAGUUUUAAUUAAUAUUAACUUUAGUAUAUAUAUCAUAUAUGUAUAAUACAUUUUGUUAUUUUAGAGGAUGCACUUUACGUUUCCUAAUUUUAUGAAUCAACAUCUGUGAUAUGCUUAUUCGUUAGUCUUGGAAAAUGACCAGGCUAUUUUUGAAAGGAACUGAGCCACGUGGUUAUAUCAACAGUAUACUCCGAUGAAUCGCCUUGGAACCAAGUUUCUAAAACUGUCGUACUGGCUUUAAAAAGUGGCGAAAGUGUGUUUACAAGACAGAUAGGACAUGGGCGUAUUGACAAUGUUGUAUCUUGAUACGAAUAAGCCAACCAUGCGUUGCAGAAAACGAUAGAAUUCGUCAUGCACUUUACCAAUCCCAUGCCUUAAUCCUGUUUACCGUCCUUUUCAUAUUAUUCUAUCAUGUUUAUUGUGUAUUAUAAUCUAAAUUUUGUUGUAGUAUUCUUUUUCUUUGACAAAAGAAACAUUUUUUCAUCCUCCAUAACUUUUAAUCAGCAUUACUUCAACAGAAGAUGAUGUAUUUUUUAUACAACGCAAGCCUCUUAUCCCCUCGCAUCGAAGUUGGAAGGGAAUUUAGUAACGCGCUUGUUGUUUGUGUGUGUGGGUGAGUGGGUAAGUGAGUGUGUGCUUAUAAUUAACGGAAUUACGCAAGUAAUGCAUGUAAUUGAUAUCGGUGCGGUGCCCUUGUUACCUUUACCGUGGAGUGAAAGUAAGAAUAAAGUGAUAGGAAUAACCUUAGAGAUCCACAAAAAUAAUCUUAAAAAAAAAAUACUACCUCUGUGUAAAGGCUCAGUUGUUCUAUAAAUCAGUGUUUAUGAAAAAAAUAUUAUUACAUAUAAUGCGAAGGUACUUUUUUAGUAUUUGAGUAUCAGCAAAAAAAUAUGUGGCUUACAUUUUGCGAGCUUUAAGCUUAAUGCCAUUUAAAGAUUUCAGAAGAUAAUAUGUAACCAAUCCCCUGUCCCCUCCCCCCCCCCCCAUUUAAUCGCGAGCUGCGGUUUUUAUGCAUCGCAUUACAAAAACUAUUUUUAUGUGAUAUCUUCCUUGAAUUAAAAAGAAAAUGCGA
Saccostrea echinata is the source of this 2032-nucleotide messenger RNA. RefSeq names its product cerebellin-2-like. Gene Ontology annotation, molecular function: protein binding. The coding region runs from base 59 to 766 and encodes 235 amino acids. The record is from RefSeq and is a predicted model, not a curated record. The transcript has 2 exons. NCBI's taxonomy places the organism in Eukaryota, Metazoa, Mollusca, Bivalvia, Ostreida, Ostreidae.